Cavia porcellus (domestic guinea pig) is the source of this 8810-nucleotide messenger RNA. Its product is annotated as leucine-rich repeat-containing protein 37A2-like. Bases 5280 to 8756 code for a protein of 1158 amino acids. The record is from RefSeq and is a predicted model, not a curated record. NCBI's taxonomy places the organism in Eukaryota, Metazoa, Chordata, Mammalia, Rodentia, Caviidae. The transcript has 3 exons.
ACAUCAUAAUUAACAAUUCCCUCUGUAUUCCACUUUGGCUCUAGGGGGUGGGUAGUCUAUGCACUCCUGCAGAGAAAUACCAAUUGUCUCUUUUUCAACAUAGAAGGGUUGAACAUCUUCUAGAGCUUAAGAACACAUCUCAAAGGAGUAAGGGGCCUUUGCAUUGAGUUGCCCAUGUCCAGAAUGCAAAAAUUGAGGCAUAAGGGUAUGAAACAAUUUUUUCAGGGUCAGGAAUUGAACUCAGGAAAUUUUCACUGAGCUAUGAAUGAUAUUGAGCUAUCUAGCUAUGCAAAAAGGAGAUAAACAAAAGCAUCCCUUUUUAUUCCUAUUUGAUAGAUGUUCCCUGGGUAUCUCUCAUGUUGCUUCUGCAUAGGUAAGGCACAAAUGUAAAUCCUUUCCUGCUAGUUUCUUUUCAGAUAUAAAAAGCUGUUGCAGGUGCCUUAGCCUAGUUUUGAGAGAAGUAGUCUUAACUACCUGAAAAGUUUAGGGAACACCUUUAGCUUACUACCAGAAAGAUCCAGGUAGAUAAGGAAGUGGAGUUUUCUGUGGCUGGGGAGCCAGUGCCCACCGAGGAAACCGUGGGUGUCUUGGCCAUGACCCCUCAGUUGUUGUCAGUUUGCAUAGGCCCCACACAACCAGAAAUCAUUCUCCAGAAAGGAAUCCAGCUGCCUGUCUGGUUAGCACUCCACUGACUGCCUUGCCCACUGGUUUUAAUGGGGAUUCACCAACUGGAUGCUGAGGAAAUCUGUCCUCUGUUUUUAGGAGUGACAGCUAUUGUGAACACUGACUGUCAAAGUUCUAAAGGGAUAGUUAAAACCUGAGUAAGAUCAUUUCCUAGUGCUCUAUAUUUUUACAACAAAGUUUUAAAGUCCACAACUUGAAAAGUUGGAAAGCCCCUUUAUUCUAAAUGUGUUUAGGUCCCAUAUGUGUGCUGCUUUUGGGGAUAGCUUCUUCCACUGUCACAUGGAAGCCAGUUCUCACCACUGUGUCUCAGGUUUAAUCUCUAAAGAGAUUUACCCCAAACACAGCCAGGACAUGACUCUCACGUGUGGACUCCUGGAUGGGCAGUAUUCUGAUGUCUCAUCUAACCCAGAGAUAGGGUGUGUGUCCAUCAUCUAAGAUGACUUCCCUAUCUUCAGCAUUAGCAAACAUGCAUUUUCUAUGGGCUUCACUUAGCAGGAAAAGGUUGGAAUAAUCUAGACUUUUUUCCUAAUUUUAUAUGCCUCUAUAAGGAGAAUACAAACUGGGAAAAGAGUAGCGUUAAAGUGACAGAAAGGACACUGAAGCAGAACAGACUUGACAUUUCCUCUAGAGUACAGAGGAGGAUCAGAGCCAGUCUGCCUAGUGAAACCUGUCCUGCACGUCUUGAAGAAUAGCCACCAGCCUAGUGCUUUUUAAAUGGUGGAAGGAAUUCCACAUAUUACUGUAGGCAUGUAUGCUUUUUAAGUCUGAAUUAGAUUUUAUUGAAGAGAACCAUUUUACAGAAGUUCACAUUAAAGUCUGUGAGGGGUGUCCUAUUAUUAUUAUCUCUAGUGCUAUUGUAUAAAUACAGUCGAGCAAGGGGUACCAGUAACUUUAGCAAUUAUUUUAAAUUCAACCGAUAAAAAAAUAAUAAAAAUGUACUGUUAAAGAAAUAUCAUAACUAUAACCUUUCCACGUUUUAACUUACAUUUAGCAUUUUAACAAAACUAUAAGAGACAAAGCAAUUAUAAACAAUGAAACAGAAAACAAAAUUUGAAGCAUAAAAAUUUGUUACCUCAAUCAGUCCCAGUCCAGAAGCUAUGAAACAAAAUCAACCUCUUACCUCCAGCCAAUGAUCUUGGUGGGACCUCCAAAUGACAUAGGGGAAUGAACCUCUGAACCUACUAAGUCUGGUACAAAUUUGUGUUCUCUAAAAUCAAAGAAUGAAUUUUAGGAACAAAGGAGCAUAAGAGCACAAUAUAUGUAUUGAGAGUAAGAAAGCCUCUGUCUGAGAGAGAGAGAGAGAGAAGCGGUCCAGAGCAAGUUGUCAAGCACUCUGUCUUUUCUAGGGACUUUUAUAGAGUAAAAUCAUCAGUUCAAUGCAGGGAAAACUGGGAACUCACAAGGCAGCUAGGCAUAAGGUGGGACAGAAGUGUGGUUAGCCAAUAAGAACAAUUGCUUGGGUAAAAUUGAUUAAUUAGGGACAAAUGGGAAAGUCAGUCAUGUAGAAAGCAGUCAUUCUCAGGGAGCAGUGACCCUGCCCUAGGGGGUUUGAAUGGUGACUCCUGACUUCCUCGGGGUGACAGGGAACUACUUAGAAUGGCAGUCCUUAGGAUGUGGAUGUACUUGUUUGAUGUUUUGGACUGAGGCCUGGCCCACAGCAGGAAGUGUCUGUCUCAUCCCUAUGGGCAAGGUAUCUGAGUUUCCGCACUGGCUCCUUCUAGGACCCAGCCAUGUCUCACUGCCUAUAGAAUUUCUAACUAACUCAGCUACCUGCAGCAAAAGCACAAAGAUAGAAUAACAGGGUAGACCUGAUUCAAAACAUCCAGCAGCACUGAAUAUAAAGGGCUGGGGGUGGGAGCCUAGUUGUGUGCACUUGCUAGCAUGUAAGAUGCCUUGGGUUCAGUGCUCAAUAUAGCAAAAAUAACACACCACUGUCACCAAAAGGCCCAGAAGGAUUUGGAAGACUGCAGGCAUGUCUCAGGAAAACAUGAAAGUCUGAGACUGCUUCCUAGUACAGGAAAUUUCUGUCAUUUUUCCUCAAGUCCCAUUCUUGGCCCUGAACCCUCAUUUGAAGUUAAACAGGUAGAAUUGAGGCCUCUCAGGUACUUUCAUAUUUGUGGACCUGAGGGAGGAGCUAGAGUUCCUCUCAAGGACAGAGAAGUCAGGCUGCUUAAACACAGGUCCUUUUGGAGCUCCCCUCACACAAGAUUUCCAGGAUCAAUGUGCCUACAGCCCUGAAGUCAAUUGUGCUACAGCUUUGAACACUCUUCUGCCUUCUCAGUAUGGUCUGUACCUAGGGGUCAGCACCUCCCCACAACUGAAGUAGAAUAUUUUACCAAAGAACCUUUCUGCAAAUCCAUUGUACAAAACCUUUAGGGAUUGAUUUUCCAAAGUAAUUUCUUUAAGAAAAUUAUCAUCACUUACUACUUUUAGGAUGUUUAGAAAGGAAAGGACAAAAACAGUUUCAUGCCAGUGUAACUGUAGCAGUAAAACUGAGUCUGCAGUAGCCAGGAGCUCAGGAGAAGAAAGGAAAUUUUACUGACUGCUGGCAGUCCCCAGAGGAGUAAUCUCCACAGUCGAAGGCACUGAUUAUGAAGAGUUUGUCCUUUUUAUAGUGUGGCAAGCAGGAGUUGCAAAAAAAGCUAGGUAAGUAUAACUGUAGGCCAUAGUACAAUGCAUAUCCUGGGGUGACCACAGUUUUUAUGUGACAUAGUUGUUUUUAGCACAUUUACAGAAGUUUCAAUUGGAUGACAAGUCAUGUGACUUAGCUGAGUUCAGGGGCAGAGAACAGACUGGCUGCAGUGAGAUCAGGACUUCUUCAGCACUUAAACUUGGGGAGUCUUGAUUAAGAAAUUGGGGAGUGUUUGUUUUAAAAAGUGGAGAAUCUGGUUGCUUUCUGGGAAAGGAUCUCAACUUUUCCCACAGAAUGACUUCAGUGUAAUUUAAACAAAACCAAAGAUGCUUCAAACUUUAAACAAUCUAGUUUCCCACAAAAUUUGAGAAAAGGAAGUCAGUAGAGUUUAGAAAUCAGAUUUUUAAAAAACCAUUAUUAUGUGCCCCACCUAAUGCAAGGGAGGAGAGGUAAGAAGAUGAAUCGAGUCUCUUCUUGAGUUUCCCAUGCCUAGGUUGUGUCAGGUAAAAGACAAGUAGUACAUGGAUGAAGAACAACUGUGAAUGGAGUCAGUUUAUAAUAGUGUUUCAAGAAAACUAUUUAACAGGAGGAUUUUAACAUUAUAAGAGUCUUCCCAUGUGUGCUGUGAAAAAGGGCACUGUCACAUGUAGAUGGUAGUGUUGAGGCAUGGAAGGGUAGGGAGAGUUCUCACAUGUUAAUGUAAAGAACUGACUCAAAUCCUUUCUCUCAGAUCCAAUUGCUCACCUCCAAAACCCCUCCUGCAAGCACGAUGCAUCAUCACAAUGUAUAUGCAGCCCCAGCCUAACAGAGGGAAAUGAAUCAUCAAACAUGGCACUGGAUGGAGAAUAGAGCAAAUGACAACACUGUGGAAUAAACCACCAUAUUGUGUAUUCUCCUGUCUGCUGCCCUAACUAGUCCCCAUUCUGGAGGUCAGCUGGAUUCCUUAGAACCUGUAUACCUAAAGGAGGAAGGAGUUCUCCUGGAUUGUGGCUUGGAGAAAGAAAAGGUUAGGUUGCUGGACUGGGUUACUAUUUCUGAGUGUACAGAGGCCCAGCCCUGUGACCUCCAUGGGAAGCUCUGUCCUACCCCAACCCAAAGGGCUGCUGAAAACACAGGGCUACCCAGGUCUGAGGCCCAAAUCCUACCUUGAUAUGGGGAGUAGCCCUGCAGGGCCCUGCUGUUACCUCUGCUGGAAGCAGGGACUUGGGCAUUGUUGUGCCCCAAAAAUGAGACCCCGAGCUCUUGUCCAAAAAAAAUGGGGCAAAGUGUCUUUUACAAAGAAAAAGCGCUUUAUUUCAGCUGGCACCAAUGACACAGUGCAGCUGGAGUUUGCAAAGCUGUGUAACUGGGUUAAAAUUUUGACAGACUUUUAUAGAAAAUAAACCGCAAAGUAAAUAAUGAUGGGAGGAGAGCAGGAAUGCGGAAGGCCUUUGUUCCCCUUUGCCUGAGGUCAGAGACAUUUCACAGUUGGUGGUUAACCCGUUCCUUCCUUACGGGAAUUUACAGCCCUUGGUCUACUAAUUCCAGGAACAUUUGUGUCUCACAAAGGGAACAAAGGUUGAUACAUCAAACAGGUUACUCGAGUGACAACGCAUACAGAACAGUAUGGUGGCGUUUCAGUUAAUUUAUAACAAUGUGGUCAGUGCUCCAGCGUGGCUGGCUGCAGAAAACAGCUGUGUUUGCAAAGGGAGUUACUAGGGUGACAAGCAUAGCACAGGAUGGAAAAGCUCUUUUUGCUAGUGCACAACAGGCAUGGUCACUGUAGCCAGACUUCUUGGGGCCAUGGUAAGCCCCUCUGAGCCAGAACCUACCUGCUUCUUAAACAAUGAUGUCACAAGUGGUGGGGUAGGGCACAAUGUACAUGGUUGCCAAGGCACUGGCAGCAAGUGGCCAGCAGAAACAUUUCAGCAAGUGUUUUUGCUGGAAGCAACUGGCCUAGGUCUUGUUGACCAAGCCUUAUUGUAUGAUGUUUAUAUUGCGCUUUGGGGCACCAAGGUUCAUGUUUUGGCCACAGUUGUGGCUACUUGUCCUGGUAGCCCCACAUCCCGAGUGGGCUCAAUUCCCAGCCCAGAUGGAAGCUGAGCUCUUUGACCAUAGCUACUUAUCUUUUCCUAACAAGCUCCUUUACUCGUCUCAUCCACUCUACACCUUUGCUACUCGAGCAGAGUCAGGGGAAAUGGAUUACCCAGGAACCUCUGCACCUGAGAAGAUUUUACUUACACCUGAGGAGUCGACUGAAGAGUCACUGCCGGAUCCAGAUAAGUUUGCUGUUCCACAUCAGGGUCUGCAUGACAAGCUGGUUGGGCCACAGAGGCUCCCAGAGGUGGAUUCAAUGGUAGAUGGGCAUGAGAAUGAACACCUAGCUCUGCCUUCUCAAGUCAGAAGAAAGGAGGAGACUUCUGCUUCAGAGCAGGCUGCAGACCACCAGUCACAUGUACUGCGUCUACUACUAGGGAACAAGAGUUCAACACCAUCAAAGUUUGUUUCACUCCUGAAACUGAAGGAUAUAGCUCAGCACUGGCAACUUGCUAAGGAGGUUUUUGGAGCUGCUCAUCAAUCAGAAUAUCCUCAGCAUCAGAAACAAACCUUGCAGGAUGAUACUGUGGAUCUGAGUACGGAUAAAGCUGAUCACAAAAGCCUACACCUGGGAUAUCUGCUGAAGCCAGAUCAACCUACACAGCCCUGUGAGCACAAGGAAUCAUCACAAUACCAGCUGGAGGCCCAGACUAAAAAUCCAGAGGCUCCACAAAUCCAGUCCUCUCUACCUGAGGGAGAAGACCCUUAUCGAGACUCACAGCCUGCUGAACAGGUUGUACCUUCUUUAAUCCUACACCAAGAGAAGCUAUUUAGUGAGGAGGGUUUACAUCGGCUGUCAGAGAAUCCGGAGAUCAAUGUUCCAUCUCUAAGGGGCAGUGCAACUCAUCUCUCACGUUUGACAAAUUCCAUCCUGAGACCUGGGGAGAUACCCAAGGAACCAUCUCCAAUACUGUACUCAGCCUCUGAAAAGACACAAGGGCCAACAGUGAAUGAGCUGCCAGUUCCAAUGCUUGGUCAGUAUUCAACUCAGCAUCCCACAUUAUCACCUGUCACAACCCCACCGCUAGACAUGUGGCUUAGCACAAGUGAUAAACUCACUACAGAGCCUGCACAUUCUGUGGGCCUGCAGGAGGUUACACCUUCUCCUCUGAAGCAUCCUGAGGUGACACUCACACACCACAGGAAGGUGGAGGCUCAACAACCCAAGUUGACUCCUGUCAACAUUCAGGCUUGGAAUGUAGAACAUACGAGAACUUCUCCACCUACUUCAGGGUUUCUCCUUUCACCAACAUUGUCAGAAACCCCAUUCCAGCCUCCAGCACCAUUGCUGGAGGCUUUAGGUCAACGUAGAGAAUCAUCUUACAGAAUAACUCCUACACUGCUGGCUCUAGGUCCAGCUCAGCCUCCAACAUUGCCCACUGUCAUGGUACAAAAACUGGAUACAGGCCCUACCCUAUAUCCUGAACUUACUGCAGAGGCUGAACAUCCCACAGCCGUGCAGGAGGUCACAGUUCCUCCUCACAAGAACCCUGAUGUGGCCCUUGCACAUCCAGACCAGAUGCACACGCAGCAUCCAAGUCUCACUCCCGUGAUAUUUAAACUUUCGGAUGUGGAACGUUCCCUGCCUCCACCACCUGUUGCAGGAAGUCAAUUUCCUUCAACAAGGCCUGAGAGCCCCUCUCAGCCUCCAGAGCCAUUUAUGAAGGCUGGAGAUCAACACAUGGUACCAGCUCAAAUGACAAAUCCAACAGCACCAGGGCAGGAUACAGCUCAGAGUCCAACAUUGCACAGUGCAGUGGUACAACCAAUGGAUAUGGCUCUUAUCAUGAAUGCAAAAGCCAUUAAAAAUGAUGAACAUUCUGUGGGCCCACAGGAGGUCACAGCUUCUCUUCUGAAGCAUCCCGAGGUGACACUUGCACACCCUAGGAAGGUGGAGGCUCCACAACCCAACCUGACUCCUGUCAACAUUCAGGCUUGGAGGGUAGAACAUAGUAGACCUUCUCCACCUACUUCCAAGGUUCUCCAUUCACCACCUUUGCCAGAGAACCCAUCUCAGCCUCCAACACCAUUUAUGGAGGCUUUAGGUCCAGACAGAGUAACACCUCACAGAACAACUGCAGCACCACUGGGUCAGGGUCCAGUUCAGCCUCCAACCUUGCCCAGUGGCACAGUCCAAACAAUGGCUCUUAUGAGAGAAAAAGCCAUUAAAGAGGCUGGACAUUUUGUGGCCCCAGAGGAGGGUACAGUUGCUUCUCUGAAGGAUCGUGAUGUAAGAUUCCCACCUUCAAGGCAGGUAGAGUCUCAGGGACCAACUGUGUUUCCUGCAAUCAUUCAGCCUGUGAAACUGGACCAUCCAAUACCUCCAUCUACUUCAGGGACGCAACUCACACCCAAUUUGCCGGAGAACCCCUCUCAGCCUGCAGAGCCAUCAUUAAAGGGUGUAGAUCAGAACACAAUACCACUUGAAAUGAUAAAUCCCAAACCACCGGGUCAGAUUCCAGCUCAGCCUCACAUGUUGACCAGUGUCAUGGGGCAACCACUGGACAUGGGCCGUAUCCUACAUCCUGAAGUUACAAUGGAGGUGGAACAUUCCACGACCCUGCUAGAGGAUACAGCUCCUCAGAAGAAACCAGAGAUGACCCUUGCACAGCCAGACCAGGUGCAAGCUCGGCAACCAAACCUGACAAGCAGCAUGGUUCAGUUGUUGCAUGUGGAACAUUCCAUAACUCAACCACCUGCUACUGAAACUAAACUUCCUUCAGUGAUGCAGGUGAACCCCUCUCAGCCUCCAGAACCGUCUAUGAAGGCUGUCAAUCAACACGUGGUACCACUUCAAACAAGAAAUCCAACACCACUGGGUCAGGAUACAGCUAAGAGCCCAACAUUCCCCACUGAUGUGGUACACACAAUGUAUAUGAAUCUUAUCAUGACUUCAAAAGGGAUUGCAGAGGCUGAACAUUCUGUGACUCUGCCGGAGAUUGAAGCUUCUCCUCAGCAGCAUCCUGAGGUGACCCUUGCACAUCCAGACCAAGUGCAGGCUCAGCAACCAAACCUGACACCCAUCACGGUUCAACCUUUGGAUGUGGAACAGAACACUAACCAUUAUUCUGCACAAAUGGUGCAGGAUGCCACCAGCACUAGCAACAUAUGUGAGCUCUGCACCUGUGACAAUGACACCCUGUCAUGUACGGGUCUCAGCCCGAAGCAAAGGCUGCGCCAAGUACCUGUCGUAGAGGUCAACUCCUUCACAGUCUUGGAUUUCCAAGGAAACUCUAUUUAUAGUAUACAAAAAGGGGCAUGGAAAACCUACCAUUGGGCUGAGAAACUAAAUCUCAGUGAAAAUUACAUCACCGAACUACAUAAGGAUUCCUUUGAAGGCCUGCUAUCCCUCAGAUAUUUGUAAGUUACUUAAUCAUCAUUAUUUAAGUUAUCUGUAAAGUGAGGAGGCAGUUCUAAU